AUGAUUCACGAUGAAUCAGAUAAUCGGGGGACGGGUCUGAGAGAUGUCUUUGACGUUCUUGAAAAAGUGCCUUCGGAGCGUCUGCUGAGCCUGUCGCUCCAGCUGGGUGACACGCCUGAGGACUGCAUCGUACAGGCCUUGUGCCUCUUCAUUCUCCGGAGAGGGGCGCAUGCCCUGAACAAGCUCCAGAUGUUGGGGGACAACUCCCUCGCGAAACAUCUGGCCGAAAAGUGGCGUGCCAGUGGAGGUAAAUUAGAAGGUUUCGGAGUCGAUUGCGGUGACUUCCGAGCGCAGUCGGGGGAAUCGUUGUCGGUGCUGGCUCGGAUUUUCAAAGUUCUGUAUGAGAAGAGGCUGUGUGAUCCGCUCCUGAGGAAUCUGGCUUACAAGAGGGCCCUUUCCUGUGACGGUUUAAAGACAGACAACACUGAUAAUCUGGAGUAUCACCAGUUCAGAGAGGAAGCUAAAGUGGCAUGUGGACCUGCCGAGUGGUUGUUCUCCAACUCCGACUUCAAACUGGAAUCUUCUCCUGAUCCAAACAGAAGUCUGGAGGAUGGAGACGGAACCUUAAGAGUCUCAGCCACUCAGGAUAGAUUAUCGAAUAGUCCCUGCCCUCUGCAGGAGAGCACCUCAGAGCCCUCAUAUCCCAGUCACCUAGAGAUAAGUGUUCCUCCUACGGUUUCCUUCCGUAGGGACGAGGCUUCUCCAGAAACCUUACAAAACCCCAAACCAGAUCACUCUAUCCCGACUCCAGGUCAGGCUGAACAAGCCUCCUGGCAACCUCAGCAGCCCGAGCUGCAGCUCUGCUCCACUGGAUCUCCUCGGUCUGGACCAGAGACAGGCUCAGGAGCAGAAGAAACAUUGGAAUCGACGACCAGCAGGCUGAAAAGCUGCUUCACCCUUGACCAAAUCCCGGCCGAGCUAAACAAUCCCAGCAUUGAGCCGCGCUCGGCUCGGCCGUCUGCCGCAUCCAUUUUGUUACCCAAGAUGCCCGUUUCCGAAGGAAUGCGUGAAAGUCAGGUCGACGAAGAGGAGGAAGACGAAAGAUUUUAUGCAUUCGUCAUUUUGCACGCCCCGGAGGACGCCGAGGUGGCCGAGAGCAUGAGGGAAAAACUGGAAAGCGUCAUCUGCUGUGAAGGGGCCACCUUCUCAGAGGACUUUGCCCUGUUUGGGAAAAGCACUCUGAGGUGCGUGGAGGACGCCAUCAACAACUCGGCCUUUACGUUCCUUCUGCUCACCCGCAACUUCAACACAAAAAUGCUGGAGAUGAAGACCAACAUCGCUCUUAUCAACUCCAUAAACAACCGGCACAAGUUCAACACGGUCAUCCCCCUGCUGCCCCGGGAGAACUGCAUGCCCCCGCAGAGGGUCCCCCUGGUGCUGCAGACCUUAGUGCCGCUGGAGGAGAAAAGGAGCUUUGAGAGGAAGCUUCAGAAGUCGCUGUCGCCCGCCAAGAUCGAGAGACAGAGAAGAAUAUGGACUCAGGAGCAGGCUUUGAGGAAAAAAAUGCGGGAAAAGGCCAAGUUGGGCUUCUGCGCGGAGCAAAACCUCCUCCUUAGCUCAGGCAGCUCUUUGGGACAGGACGCUGGUGACAGGGGGUGGUGGCCGCCACAACACAACAUUCAUAUCGAAAAUGCCAAAUACAUCAUGAUCGGCAAUGACUCUAAAAUGACGGUGGAUCUUGGUGGAGGUGCAUCCAAAGAUGGCUCAGGCUGUGCUGAGGAGGAGCAGUAA
Menidia menidia (Atlantic silverside) is the source of this 1731-nucleotide messenger RNA. NCBI's taxonomy places the organism in Eukaryota, Metazoa, Chordata, Actinopteri, Atheriniformes, Atherinopsidae. The record is from the annotation of a GenBank genome assembly.